This is a messenger RNA of Triplophysa dalaica, 2379 nucleotides long. It is a transcript of the gene rragcb, whose product is annotated as Ras-related GTP binding Cb. The record is from RefSeq and is a predicted model, not a curated record. Gene Ontology annotation, biological process: regulation of autophagy; positive regulation of TOR signaling; cellular response to amino acid stimulus. The transcript has 7 exons. Gene Ontology annotation, molecular function: GTPase activity; GTP binding. NCBI's taxonomy places the organism in Eukaryota, Metazoa, Chordata, Actinopteri, Cypriniformes, Nemacheilidae. The coding region runs from base 171 to 1346 and encodes 391 amino acids. Gene Ontology annotation, cellular component: Gtr1-Gtr2 GTPase complex; lysosome; nucleus.
GUGUUUGUGUUGAUGCAGCAAGCUAACCGAUUUUCAUUAUGACACCAAUUUAUUUGUGUCCAAACUAAACCUUUUUUACACAGCCAGCUCACAUCGAUCGGUUCAAGUGGAACACAGAUAGCUUAAUAAAACAGUUCAAAUAAUCUGGAAGCUUUUAAAAGCGGGUUAUAAUGUCGAUCGAGUACGAGGAACAGCUAGCCGGAAGCCUGGUGGACUCUUUCCCGAAAGACUUUGGCUACGGUGUGGAGAACAUGGACAUGAUGCAGGAAGACCUGGAAAACUCUCCAUCUGCCGAUAACAAACCCAGAAUUCUGCUGAUGGGACUGAGACGCAGCGGGAAAUCUUCCAUCCAGAAGGUGGUGUUUCAUAAGAUGUCCCCAAAUGAGACCCUGUUCCUGGAGAGCACCAACAAGAUCUGCAAGGACGACAUCUCUGGGAGCUCUUUUGUCAACUUUCACAUAUGGGAUUUUCCGGGACAGGUUGACUUUUUCGAUCCCACUUUCGAUUACGAGAUGAUUUUCAGGGGCACGGGCGCGCUCAUCUUCGUCAUUGAUGCUCAGGAUGAUUAUGUAGAGGCAUUAGGGCGACUGCAUCUGACAGUGUCGCGGGCAUUCAGAGUAAACCCAGAAAUCAAUUUCGAGGUGUUUAUACACAAGGUGGAUGGUUUAUCUGAUGAUCAUAAGAUUGAAACGCAGAGAGAUAUUCAUCAGAGGGCCAAUGAUGAUCUCGCCGAUGCCAGUCUGGAAAAGCUUCACCUAAGUUUCUAUCUCACCAGCAUCUAUGAUCACUCCAUCUUUGAGGCCUUCAGUAAGGUGGUCCAAAAACUCAUUCCUCAGCUGCCCACACUGGAAAACCUCCUCAACAUAUUUAUUUCUAAUUCUGGGAUAGAGAAAGCAUUUCUGUUUGACGUGGUCAGUAAGAUCUACAUCGCCACAGACAGCUCGCCGGUGGACAUGCAGUCAUAUGAGCUCUGCUGUGACAUGAUCGAUGUCGUCAUUGACGUCUCGUGUAUUUACGGACUGAAGGACGACAGCAACAGCAACGCUUAUGAUAAAGAAUCUUUGGCCAUUAUAAAGCUGAAUAACACCACAGUGCUUUACCUCAAAGAGGUGACAAAGUUCCUGGCUCUGGUCUGCAUCCUGAGAGAGGAGAGCUUUGAGAGGAAAGGUUUGAUAGACUACAAUUUCCACUGCUUCCGAAAGGCCAUUCACGAAGUGUUUGAGGUGAGCAGCGCCACCCAGAGGACAGUAGCAGCGGUGCAGUCCAGCCCACCCCACAGUAGCGGCAAGGCUCUGGUCCGACUCAAAUCGGCAGCGAUGAACGGUACCCCCAGGAGUCUGGUUUAACCCGGGACACACCGACCUCUAAGAACACAGGGCCUUUACACAAGUGCAAAAAACAUGCGCUACCUUACACAUGAGAUAACUGGAGCGCUUCUGUGGUUACACCUGCUGUUUCAGGUACACGGAGACACACCAGAGGACUCAAGGAGAACUACAUUGCUGCUUUUUUAUGAUGCUAUGAUUUCUGUGAGUGUGUGCGCGUGUGUAUGAGUGUGUGCAAACACAGUAUCACCUAAUGUUAUACAGGCAUAUGGAAAAUCUGUGCAAUGUAGCCAAGAAAUUGAAACGAAUAAUGAAAAUCGUCCUUGAAAUUAGACUGAGCCUGAUUCACUAGUUGUCGAAGUCAGAUUCUAGAUUCUUCUUGUAGUAGAAAUCCUCAUUCAUUGGCCUGAGAUUGCAGCGGCUGUCUAAGCUAUUUACCUUUGUGAGGAUUUUAGGGAAAAUAAAGGGAGCAAAGGCCCAAAUUACAUUAACUUUGGAUGUCUAACUGUCUGUGAAUGGCCUUACAGUGACAUGAAUCACAUACAGAGACUUCUUCUUCAGUUAUAGAAUGUAUCUCGCCAAAUAUCCUCUAAGUUUAAUAAAAAUUAAACAGCGAAAAUUUUCAUCCCAGACCAACAACAAAAGUAUGCAGUGUAAUUUGCCAUAUAAUGGUUAUUCCAGUGUUCUGGUGUACAUGCAGAAUACAGUAUAAAGUCUGUUGAACGUGAGAUAACGGUAUUAUGUAAUUAACCCUUUCUUUUACAUGAUUUAUUAUUUUAUUCACAUUCAAAAAUGUCCAGUUCUUGUUCGGAUAUAAUGAGGGCUGUGUGUGUUUGCGUGCGUGCGUGUGUGUGGUUGCAUAGAUUGUGAAAGUUUUUGUUUGAAUGAUGUGUGUGUGUCUGUGUGUGUCCUUUGUUUUUUUCUAAUAAAGUGUAAAAGAAUAAAAUAUUAAUUUUGUGAUCGAAUUAUAAAGAUUAUUUAGAAAAUGAAAAUUGUUUACUCAUGUUAUAUUUUGUCUCCGAGCACGAUGAAAUAUUAAAGCUAUAUACAUUUC